CAGGCUGGUUUCGAACUCCUGACCUUAAGCGAUCCUCCUGCCUCGGCCUCCCAGAGUGCUAGGGUUACUGGAGUGAGCCACUUCGACCGGCCACUGUUGCCUUAUUUUAAGAAAUUGCCGCACCCCAGCCCACCGCCCCGAUCAGUCAGCACCAUCAAUGUCAGGCAGGACCCUCCACCAGCAGGAAGAUGAUGACUCACGGAAGGCUGAGAUGGUUGUUAACAUAUUUAGCAAUAAAGGAUUUUCAAUUAGGGUUUACACAUUGUGUUUUUAGACAUAAUGCUAGUGUGCGCUUAAUAGACUAUAGUGAAGAUAUCAGUUUAUAUGCACCAGGAAACCAAAAAAUUUGUGUGGCUCACUUUAUCGUGAUACUCACUUUAUUGCAACGGUCUGGAACUAAGCUCACAGUAUCCCCAAGGCGUGCCUGUGUAUCUCAAUAAAACCGUCCAGAAAGAAAUGAAAACGGAACCUGGGUCAGAAAGGAAAUCCUUCCACCGAGAGAAGCUCAGUGCUCGACGGCUUCGUGGCCGGUUCUUCCAAACAUUUCAGAAGGCACGAUUCUCAUCAGACUCCCAAGUCUUCCAGAAAAUGUAAACAGAAAAACUCACAAAGACACCGAAACUCGACAAGAAGAGCACGAGAGAAGAAAACGGCAAACACAGGUGCAAAAUCCCGGGCAGGACAUUACCAGAUUGCAUCCAGCUCGUGCAGGCCAGGCAGAGCCUGUCCUGACAGGCUGGGCUUUCCCCAUGUGGAUGCCAGGAAGGCAAAGCUCCAUUUAAGCCAGUCGCUGCAGUCCCUCACCUUAGCAGAUUAAAGGGGAAAAGUCAUUCCUCCGAAGGAUGCUGGGACCACCGUUGAUAACGGUCAGCAUCUGUUUAUAUUUUUCAAAGUUCUUAGCAAAGUAAGGCCGAAAGGGAACUUGUUUGCCCUGGUACAGGCUGUCUGGGUGUCACGCAAAUGGUGAAAUGCUGAAAGGGUUCCUCUGAAGACAGACAGCGAGACAGGACGGCUGCUCUUCCCGGGUAUAAAUUGGGGUGAUGCUGGCUGUUUUCACAGACUGCAAACGUAACAGCUCCAACAGGAUCGAGUCUGUUUCCCUCACGUAGCAAUCCGAGGUCUGGCCCUGUUGGCCUGUUUUCCGGGUCUUGCGUCUGAGUCUCUGCCAUCCUUUAAAAAUCUAUUUAAGAUAGAGCCAGCGUAUGACCCAGCAACCCCGCUGCUGGGCAUACACCCAAGGACAUGAAAUCAGUGGGUCCAAGAGGGUCGGCACUCCAUGUCCACCGGAGCCCCGUCCACAAUAGCUAUGGCAUGGAAUCGACCUCAGAGCCCGUCUGCAGAGAAAUGGGGGAUGCAUAUGCAGGCUGAGCGUCCCUUAUCCAAAAUCUUGGCACCAGAAGUGUUUUGGGUUUGGGAUUUUUUCAGAUUUGAGGUAUUUGCAGAUACUUAGCAAUUGAUCAUCCCUACUCCAAAAAUCCUAAAUCUGAAACGCUCCAAUGAGCACUUCCUUUAAGCAUCAUGUCAGUGCUCAAAACAUUUCAGAUUUUGUCGUAGGUUUUUGGAUUUUGGAUUCGGGACACUUAGCCUGUAUACACAAAUUGACUCUUGAAUUUAGCCACAAAAGAGAAGGCAGUCCCGUCGUUUGCAACAACGUGGAUGAACCUGGGGGACUGCGUUAGAUGAAAUAAGCCAGGCACAGAGAGACGAACGCUGCGUGGCCUCACUCCCGUGCAGAAUCUGAAGGUCGAGCCCGCAGAGGCAGAGCGGGAUGGCGGCGCCGCAGGCCGGCGGUGGGUCGGGGAGGUUGGAGACUUGCUGCUCAGAGGACCAAGUUCCAGGCAGACAGGAGGAAUACGAGUUCGAGAUUUGCUGCAGAAAAGAGUAAGCAGAUGAGGUCAUGGAUGUUAAUUGGCUUGGUUUAGCCAUUCCACUGUGCACACAUGUAUCCAAACGUUCUGACGCCUCACCAGUAUAUACAGUUCUUGUCAAUUACAAACUUAAAAAAUCAAACUCACCGUCUUGCAGACUGUAUGAUGGUGGACACAGCAUAUCUGAAGGCCAUUUAGAGAUGAAGGGUGACGCAUAGCAAGUCACCGAAUUACGAAGUCAGCACCAGACCCGAUUUUAUGUAUUGGCAAAACAGAAAAUGAGCUUUAUAAAGAUGUUUCAUCAGGGGGUGUUGUCCGACCUGGAAUCCGGGACUGAGUCUACCCUGGGGAAGACCCCUGGGCGGGGGCACCCAAGAGGCAUCGGAGAGAGAUGCUAGGGGAUUCCCGAGUCCACGCUCGCUGGCCGAGGGGACAAUGCCGCAGACACGGCAGUUUCUCACCACCUGACCCGGAGCAUGCCCGCUGAGUGCCUGAGGCUUGCUGCACCGGUUCUGCAAAGUCACAGGCGGACAGAGCCAGCACGUCCGCAGGAGCCUGCAGGAGGGAGCUCUUGAUUAAGUCCCAGCACAGCGUCGGGUGCUGUGGGCCCAGGAUGGAGCCCGGGAGUGAGCCACGAGCCGCAGUGACUGUGCUGUCCGGGGGCUUUGCGGGCAGCGAGUGGGGGUCUCUGGUGGGUUGUGCUGGGGCGCUCAGGUGCCCCGUGGGAAGGGCAUCAUCGGACCCCAGCGACAUCGACGUGCAAGCUGGCACCGACUAGCCGGAGAGCUUCGAGACGGAGGCGCUUUGGGGAGAUCGUUCAGGGUACGGGGAUGGGGUAGAUUUCUAAAACGAGACAGACGCAGGAAGAGGCAAGGUGGAACGUGGAAGUCCAAUACAUUUAUGAACUUCAGUUCCUCCAGGCGGGCUCCCACCCCUCCUCUGUGCCCGGCCUGCGGCACACCCGGCGCCGGCAGCUGCCCCGAGCCCAGCGCCAGAUGCAGCAGGCCGUGCCAGGCAGCCUGGGGCACACCAGAGCCUGGGGGCUGGCCCGCGCCGCGGGCUGAUUGAGAUGAACGCUGCCGUGUUUGGACAGCUCACCCACCCACGCACACAGCUCAUGGCCACGCGGGAAGAACGAGCUUCCUCCGCGUGGGUCUUUUCUCUGUCCUGUGUGUGCAGACACGCUCGACGGUCUUUGCCGAGCUCGCCUGCGUGCCGCGGGCCUCUGUUCGAGCGCACCUGGGGGCAGCCUGACCUCAGGGCGCAGAGGGCUGCUGCUUUCUCACGGCCGUGUGCCGCGUCCUCUCAGUCGGCACGUCCGCGGCCUGUGCUUCUACAAAGAGGACUGGAGGGUGUCUCGGUCCACGCGGGCUGCUGUAAGACAACACUGUAGACCGGGCGGCUCGUCAACAGCGCAUGCGUAUUGCUCACAGCUCUGGAGGCUGGAAGUCGGGGACCGGGGCGUGGCAGGCCUGUGUCUCGUGAGGCCGCACUUCCUGGUUCAUAUCUUUGACGAUAAUCUUAUCAAACAUUGUGAGCUGCGCUUAUCCGAUGAAUGAAACACGCUAUAUCAAUGUAGCUUUUUAUUUUUUUAAAUAGAGAGGGGGGUCUUCCUACGUUGUCCAGCCUGGCCUCUACCUCCCGGCCUUAAGUGAUCCUCCUGUCGUGGGAUUAUGGGCAGGCACCACAGCACCCAGCUAAUCAACAUGGUUUCAACGGGCUGUUCCUUGUGUGGGCUUGAGCACUGUGUCCCAGGUUUUAAGAACCAGCUGUAUUUCUCCCCUCGACCUGUAGGUUUGUAGCCUUUGUUUCCUGCCAUUCCUUUAGUUAUUGAUUUACGGGAAAGGUAUGCGUCUGCACACACAGGCACGCACACGCAGAGCCGGCCCUUGCUCUGGGGUAUGAACUGAGGCUCUCCCCCGGUGUGUUGGGCUUCUGACUCUGUGCUCUUUCAUCUGCCACGCGGAGAUCUUGGCUGACGGGCAGCGAGCCUCUGACCAUCCUCCCGCUCACCCUGGAGCCUGAGGCAGCGGCCCAGGCGCACUACAAGGCCUGCGACCGGCUGAAGCUGGAGCGCAAGCAGCGGCGCAUGUGCCGCCGGGACCCAGGCGUGGCCGAGACGCUGGUGGAGGCGGUCAGCAUGAGCGCGCUGGAGUGCCAGUUCCAGUUCCGCUUCGAGCGCUGGAACUGCACCUUGGAGGGCCGCUACCGGGCCAGCCUGCUCAAGCGAGGCUUCAAGGAGACCGCCUUCCUCUACGCCAUCUCCUCGGCCGGCCUGACGCACGCGCUGGCCAAGGCGUGCAGCGCCGGGCGCAUGGAGCGCUGCACGUGCGACGAGGCGCCGGACCUGGAGAACCGCGAGGCCUGGCAGUGGGGGGGCUGCGGGGACAACCUCAAGUACAGCAGCAAGUUCGUCAAGGAGUUCCUGGGCAGGCGGUCGAGCAAGGACCUGCGGGCGCGCGUGGACUUCCACAACAACCUCGUGGGCGUAAAGGUGAUCAAGGCCGGCGUGGAGACCACCUGCAAGUGCCACGGCGUGUCGGGCUCGUGCACGGUGCGGACCUGCUGGCGGCAGCUGGCGCCCUUCCACGAGGUGGGCAAACACCUGAAGCACAAGUAUGAGACGGCGCUCAAGGUGGGCAGCACCACCAACGAGGCCACCGGCGAGGCGGGCGCCAUCUCCCCGCCGCGGGGACGGGGCUCCGGGACGGGCGGCAGCGACCCGCUGCCCCGCACUCCGGAGCUCGUGCACCUGGACGACUCGCCCAGCUUCUGCCUGGCCGGCCGCUUCUCCCCGGGCACCGCCGGCCGCAGGUGCCACCGCGAGAAGAACUGUGAGAGCAUCUGCUGCGGCCGCGGCCACAACACGCAGAGCCGGGUGGUGACGCGGCCCUGCCAGUGCCAGGUGCGCUGGUGCUGCUACGUGGAGUGCCGGCAGUGCACGCAGCGAGAGGAGGUCUACACCUGCAAGGGCUGAGCGGCUCCCCCAGCAUGCGGGCCCGGCCGCCCUCCGACCCGAGAGCGUCGCGGCACGAUGCUCUCUGAGCUGUCCCGUCCCGAGCUCGCCAGGCCCGCGUGGGGAGCGGCCCUUGGCGGGCGCACCUCCCUGACCACACGGCCUUGCGUGUGCGGGCCGCCCUGGCGCCCGGGCCUGGCCAGGGCCGCCCUGCACCGGCACUGUCUCCGGAGAGCGAAACCACUAGGAGAGGACGGAGCCCGCCCGUCCCUGGGCCCAGCCGCCCUCGUGCCGGGCUCAGGGCACGGCGCCCUUCCUUCUCUGACGCCAAGCACUUCUCUUUGGAGUGAAUAUCAGCGACUUUUAAGUUAUUCUUAUUAUUAUUUAACUAAUAUAAUAAUAAUUAUUUCCUCCGUCCCUGCUGCCCCCGGCCCGCGGCUUCCUCCCCAGCCGCCGCGCUCAGCCCCGGCCCGGUCUGGGAGGGCCCCUCCUUCCGUCCCACACCUUCCCUCCUGACUCUGCUUGCCUCUGAUCUGCUUUGUCGUUUGAAACCACUAAAUCAAGAUAGACGUGUUGUUGUUGUUAGAGAAAUAAAGUGCGCGGUGUCUGGCCGCAGCCCUCGGGGCCCUGGAAGCCGCUCCCCGUGCCCGGCCGCCCGCCCAGCGGCCCACGCGGCGGCCCCUGCCCCGUGCCGUGCGCACUCGGCUCGCGUCCGGGUGUCCCGGUGCAGGUCGUCGGGCCGGGGGUGGCCAAGGGGGCUGCUCUGUUGAGGGUGCAGGGCGGGUCCAUGUGGCCAGGAAGCCACGCUUGCUCUGAGUCGCCGGGGAGAGGCAAGGCGGGGCCAGGCGCAGGUGGGGAGAGAGUCUUGGGCUCGGCUUUGGCAGGGGAACGCCGUUCUUUUGGGCCUUGCUGUUGUCCUUGCAUGGGAGAGGGUGGCCUUCGCGGGCCUGGUGUGUUUUGGUGUGCGUGUGUGUGUGUGUCCUGUGAGCGUGUGCGUGCAUGCCGCGCUGGCCUGGUGGGGGGCCGCGCCCUCUCUCGGAGCACUGCUGGGCCAGGCCGUGGGCGGCGGGAGGGGCGGGUCUGGUCCCCGGGCCUGCAGCCCGACCGGGUGUCCGGGUGGGGCCUGGGGUGCGGCGGGUGCGGAUGCGGGAACUACUGAGCGAGCAGGUUCCUCAGAGCCCGGGUCUCCAGGAGGCCGGGCACGUGCUUUUCACGGAAAGCCUGUUGCAGCGGACGCGGGUCCCUGCUGCACUGAGGACAUGCCGAGUCCGCUCUCCUGUGGCCUCCCGGCUGCAGCGUCCCGGAAAGGAAUGUAGGUGGCUGUAGGCGGUGGCCGUCGGCGGGACGGGCGGUGGGCUUGUCCUCCAGUCUGACGCACGUCCGGGCAGGCGGCAGGGCGGCCACCCCUGUCCUCCCCAGCGUCCCUCACGACAAGCCUGUGGCUCGGUCCCUGUCGGGUCUGUGGAAAGCUGCCGAGUCAGAGGAAGGAUAUUUUUUUAUCGGAUACCACAUUUAGCUCUAUGUCAUAAAUAUUCAGAGAAGUAUUUUUGUAAACAAGGCAGACCGAAAACGCCUGCCGGCUGGCCGUCCCCUGUGCAGCCGCGCGGGGCGUCCUGCCUGGUGAGGAGGCGGCUCCGGCCGCCGUGGCCUCCCGCCCCGGCCU
Microcebus murinus (gray mouse lemur) is the source of this 6487-nucleotide messenger RNA. Lineage: Eukaryota; Metazoa; Chordata; Mammalia; Primates; Cheirogaleidae. The record is from RefSeq and is a predicted model, not a curated record.